Molecule: messenger RNA, 4539 nt
Organism: Porites lobata
Lineage: Eukaryota; Metazoa; Cnidaria; Anthozoa; Scleractinia; Poritidae
Source: the annotation of a GenBank genome assembly
CUUGCUUAAUUUGGUCUUUUAGCCGUAAAUGGGGAAAGGCUUGAAGAAAAUGGCUUCCUGGCCGUGAAGUCUUCGGUGGUCCUGCCGUGAUGACCACUUCCCUGAAUCCUGUUGUUGAUGGUGCAAAAAACUUGUGAAAAUGUGUGAAAGCGAUGAUGAAAGCGAGAGGUGGUGUGCUGUGUGCAAUGACAUAUCUUCUGGUUAUCAUUAUGGAGCAAACACUUGUGAAGGAUGCAAAAGUUUCUUUAAAAGAACAGUUCAGAAAGAUCUACAUGAAAAAUACAAGUGUAGUGGAAAAGAUGAGUGUCCAGUGGAUAGAAAGUCACGAGCCAAAUGUCCAUCCUGCAGACUGAACAAGUGUUUUGCGGUUGGAAUGGUAUUAGAAGGUAUUAGCUCUUGUCAUAUUCUUUGAAAGAAGUAUUAUCAUAUACAUUACGUUCAUUCUGUGGGGGUAGUAUUAGGGUGACAAAGAAAGAAGCUAAAAAUCACUAAUAAUCACAGAUUGAAUAAAUUAAUUAAGCAGUAUUAACUUAACAGCAACAGAAUGCCUAAUCAGUCGCCUGCAAUUACAUCCACCUCUCAUCACUUCAUGCCACUUGCAGCCGGAGCCACUAUUGUAUUUUUACUUUUCUCUGUCGCUGUCGCAGGUUCAACCUAUCUUUGUAUUGUUUGUUGCCACAGCUUCAUCUGUCUUAUGUAAAUGUUCCAAGGCCAUGUUGCUUAUUGCCAUUUUACCCUAACAGGGCCUCUUUAGCUUUGUCUGUGGUACAGACUACUACUUGUGAUGUUUCGCGAGAGAGAUGUCUGCAAUUCAGCCUCGAAAAUUCCAUACAGAUAAUGUAAAUUUAUCCCGAACCUGGUCAACGUACAGUAAUUGGUAGACAUAGAAAUUGUAUUGUGGCUAUUGUUUACAAAUGACAGAUAAGAGGCUACAAAGAUCAAAUAUAAAUGUCCAAAGUGGCAGGGAGCAAUGAGUGGUGUCUGUAUUGACAGGUUACUAAAUACAAAUGUACAUAAAGCAUUGGUUUACCACCCAGUGUGUUUGCCAAUCAGAUUGGAGACUUUGUGAUGAUAUAUCAGUUGCUUUCUGCUGACAAUUAAUUGGGGCGGGUGGAAGGGCUUAAUCAAAUGUUGUCACUUUUCAAAAGGUCGUGGGGGAAAAGGUGGGGUUGAGAUGCAGGACUAAAUAUUACUGACAGUGCUGUAUAUUCCUUAGUUUGUUAACCUUCGUUUCGACUCCCAGGAUUACCAGAAGUAAACAAUUUAUUCAAGAAAAUGCCAAGUUUCAGUUUUUACUGAUCAAUAUCUUCAUUUUCUAAAGAGUUUGAAAGAUGUUUUUAGGAAUCUUAUUGUUUUUGCAGCAGUGCAUCUAGAAACUCUGUAUUUGGUCUUAGACUUGAUAUUUAUCCUUAAAUUAUGCCUGUAGGAAGAUUUUCAUUCCAUCGUUAUUUUUUUGUUUGUCUUUUGUUGUAAAAUGAUAUCUACACUUUUUACCAGGGGUGAGAAAAGAAAAAAAGCGUGGUGGACGAUCAUUUUAUCCGCUCAAAAAGAAGAAGUGUGAUCAGGAGACUCAAACAGGAAGUGAAACUUCUUCAAAUGAGGAGACGAACAAAAGCAAUAUCAAAUAUUGCUCUGACCUCAUUGAAAACUUAAUGAGCAGCAGUCCUUGUAUUGUACCUCCAGGAGAAACAGCAAGUGACUCCAGUAACUCUGUAAAUGAAAGCCGAGAAGGAGUUCUUACUAGACUUUCAAACGCAAUCACUAAAGAACUGUUCUUGAUUGUGGAAUGGGCCAAAUUGGUUCCUGGAUUCAAUGAGCUUUGUCGGCCGGAUCAGAUUGCUCUUUUGACAGCUGGUGGCAUGGAACUUAUUGUUUUUAGGGUCAUCUAUAGGUCAAUUCCAUACAAGGAGCAAGUGUAUAUGAACACCACAUCACUACUUACGAAAGAAGAAUGUUACAACGUACUGAACAAAGAAAUUGUUGACAUGAUUUUAGAUGUUGUGGAGAGACUACGCCCUCUCUCUAUAGAUGAUGUGGAAUUUGCUUGCUUGAAGACCAUCCUUCUAAUUGAUCCAGGUAUUGAAGGCAUUCUUGGCUUAAUUUUUAUGUACUGUAAUUAAGUUUGAUAAUUUAAAUUUAUUUAAAUAGGAAAUCUGGGUUCAAAUUUUAAAUCAAUAUUGAAAAUAGCCUGAAUUUCAUCUGAUGUUACUUCUUUAAUUCAUGCAAAAAUAAAACUCCCCGAAGAAACAAUUUAACAUCUGAAACGGCCAACCGACCAGCUGUUAAUCGGGGCAUGCCCCCCACCGAGAAAUUUUGAACUUUAGUCUCUCGGAAGUGAUGUCACUACUGGGCCUUUGCUUUUUUUCAUGCAAAAUUUAAGUGGAAUUUUGGCAAUAACCAGAAAAACAACCGUUAACCUCGCCAAUGGUUUUGAUCAGUAUUUGUUCAAAAAAAAUUUGAGUUAACGUACGUAGCCCCUUGAGAUCGAUGAUGUGGUAAUUUUUUCAUAGUAUAUUGACUGAAUUGCUGAAUUCUUUGUAAUAUCAUGAUGCGUUAAAAAUAUCCGAUGAUCGCUUAACUAAAAUAAAAAUGAUCGGCGAAAUUCGUCAAAAUUUUACCGAGGCGAGUGCCUCGGUUGGCCUCAUACUAGCUACGGCGCUGAUUUGGAAAUGUCUACAUGAUACAGAACAGCUGACAGAAUUGCUUUACUCUUUUCGAUGGUAAUUCUUGUUUAAUGUUCAAACUAUCAACUGCAUGCAGUACUCUGAAGUGGUUGUAAUUCGAACUUGUUCACAAUCACGCAAUGAAAUAAAUACACAUACGAAACACUUACACAAGUUCAAAAACACAACAAUUUCCUUUAAUUGAAAAGAAGCUAUUUGGUCCUUAACAAAUAAAAAAGAAAACAAGGAAACAAGAAAGAAAAGCUAACAGAAUCACUACACUUGAUGGUGAAAAUAGCAGGAAGGUCGAAUGACAACAUGACAUUGGUCUCAGAAACUUUGCAUAAACAAAAUCACUGCAGAAACCACAAAGCAGCUCUAUAUGAAAAACCUACUGACUCUCCGCGAUGAGUCUUCAUUCGUAGUUCAAUUCAGUUUUGAAGACAAGGGCAGUUUUGCUGUUUACAAUUAAGAUUAUUGAAAUGUUUGAACUCCACUCAAGCAUGCCACUGAUGCGAUCCGCUGAAUAUCAAGCGACAAUCCCAUAAAAUUUUUUCAUAAUUAUGAGAAUAUUUAGACAAUCAAUCAAUCAAAAUCACUACCCGAUUUUCGGGUAGUAGUGACGUCACUGGAUGGCAUUAAUGGCUGGUCAAUUCAGAUGUUACUGAGAGGAGAAAACAACUCGAAGCAAUCGGAUCAAAUUCAGGCUAAUAUUUGAGGUCAAAAUCAAAUUUUGAAUUUAAAAAACGCAUAGGAAAAUUAAGAUAAACAAAAAUAUGGCUGGGAAAAUAUGCGUUGUCAACAGACUAAUUAUUAGUCUGUUGACCUGUCGUCAGGGUUGGAUCCUCAAAGUAAAAUUAUUGUAGAGUAUUCCUUAAACCUUACAUUACUGCUGAUCUUUUUAAGUCAGUAAAUGUAAUGGUUGUUAAAUAUUAUUAUUUCAACUUUUGAUAGAGACACCAGGACUCUCUGACAAGACAGCUGUUUCAACACUUCAAGGCGCAUAUCUUGCAGCUCUCAAGGAGCAUAUGACUGCAACAUACCCAGACCAAAGUGGACGUUUUGCAAAGCUACUGCUGCGGCUUCCAGCAUUGCGAGAUGUUUGCACCAAGGGAUACCAGUAUUUUUUACUGGUGAGAGCCAAGUUGGAAGGCGAGGUACCCAUGUCCACUCUAUUGCAGGAGAUGUUUGAAUCAGCAAGGUUUUAGUUAAAUAAAUAUUCAAAGAAUACUCAUAAAUGUAACUAAGUUUCAUAGUUCCUCAGGAUUAUCAAAACUAGAAGAUAAUUAUUAUCAGGACUUAUGGAUGUUUCUUUUUAUUUGAAUUUAAAUUACCAAAAAAUUACCAGUACGUUAUUGUAGUAAAUAAAGACUUGUUCUAUUGUUUGGUUCCAAAAAUUAUCCAUACCAGCCCACUGGAAAUUCUAAGCCAGAGGGUCACAAAGGAUUUAAAUGAUAGUAUGAGCCCAAACUGGAAUUUUGAGAGGGUUGGGAGGUGGGGUCAGAUCGAUCAAACCAAGGAACCCUCUUUGAAGGAGUGUGGUUAAUUUUUGGAACAGAACAUUUUAUAUGAGUUUCAGCAUCAAUGAUAGAGGCAAGUAAAGACAGACGUUCCACUGUACUGCAAGCAUAGACCACAAAUUUGAGAAUUCAACAACUCAUGUUCAGUGUCACUGAGGAUGGGUACUUUACUGUAAUUCUGAAAUUUAUCGUCUUUGUGGUCAGGAUUGUAAUAUUGUUGGUGGAGGCAAUAAACCAUUAUGUCAAUGUUAUAUGCCCAUUUAGUCUUCCAAAUUUGGUCAGCCCCAGCAGAUUAUGAAGAAUUGGCAACAAGUAGUAGCCUUUCUAUGUCCAGGGCUGUAAAAGCAGGAACUGUC